CCAUCCUGUAACAAAAGAUCUGAAAGGGUUUGCUAUCUCACUUUCUUUAUUUGAGAGUUUUGAAAAUUAGCUAUAUUGUAGGUUGAGUAUUCAGGUUGAGUGCUCUUGCUUAUGUAGCUAAAACAGUGCCACGGCACCUCCCAUGCAAGAGGGGAGGUCCCAGCUGACUUCAGGGAACCUGAGAAUGAAUCAUGGCUGAGGACCCUCAGAGAAAUUUCCGAUCUGUUUAUUAUGAAAAAGUAGGAUUUCGUGGCGUUGAAGAGAAAAAGUCACUGGAAAUCCUUCUGAAAGAUGAUCGGUUGGAUAUUGAGAAGCUUUGCACAUUUAGUCAAAGGUUUCCUCUGCCAUCUAUGUAUCGGACCCUGGUGUGGAAGGUGCUUCUAGGAAUUCUUCCUCCUCACCAUGAAUCUCACGUAUUUGUGAUGAAGUACCGGAAGGAGCAGUAUAGGGAUGUGUACCAUGCUCUUCAAGUAAUUCGCUUUAUCAAGGAUUCUACUCCGCAGGUGGAAGUUUUCCUCCGGAUCUAUCAGUUGGAGUCAGGAAAGCUGCCUCGAAAGCCAUCUUUCCCUUUGGGAGAUGAAGACGAGAUAUUCCUUGCUGUUGCUAAAGCUAUGGAGGAAAUGGUGGAAGAUAAUAUUGACUGCUAUUGGCUCGUCAGUAGUUUUGUGAACCAGUUGAAUAAGUACAAGGAUUCAUUACCACAGCUGCCAAAACUUCUGGAACAGUACCUGAGCCUUGAAGACAGCAGACUCCUAAUGCACCUGAAAUCAUGCUCAGCAGUGGGCCAGCUUCCUUAUGAUCUUUGGUUCAGAAGGUGUUUUGCUGGUUGUCUACCUGAAUCCAGCUUACAAAGGGUUUGGGACAAGGUUAUUAGUGGCUCUUGCAAAAUUCUUGUCUUCGUUGCUGUUGAGAUCCUAUUAACCUUUAAAAUGAAGUUGAUGGCCCUGAAUAGUGCAGAAAAGAUUGAACAGUUUUUGCAAAAUAUACCUCAAGACAACACUGAUGCGAUUGUGAGCAAAGCUACUGAGCUGUGGCACAAACAUUGUGGGACCCCCGCUCACUCAGUCUGAGACCAUGCUUUCCACUCGACAUUUCAGUUUUUUGUUUUUUUGUGCAACUUCUCCCGCCUGAAAGUAUUUAAUUAAAAUCAUUUAAAGAUUGGGGA
Molecule: messenger RNA, 1165 nt
Organism: Elgaria multicarinata webbii
Lineage: Eukaryota; Metazoa; Chordata; Lepidosauria; Squamata; Anguidae
Gene: TBC1D7
Product: TBC1 domain family member 7
Exons: 9
Coding region: 192-1070 (292 amino acids)
Biological process (GO): negative regulation of TOR signaling; activation of GTPase activity
Molecular function (GO): GTPase activator activity
Source: RefSeq, a predicted model, not a curated record